AUGUCUAAAGUUCUUGUUCUUGCCGCUACUGGUUUCGAGCCAAUGGAGCUUGUUAACCCAACAGAUCUUCUCCGCCGUGCUGGUGCUGAUGUUAAGGUUGCUGCUGUCGGAACUGAAGGCUUACAGGUUGAUGCAGCUCAUGGCAUCAAGAUUGUUGCUGAUGUCCUCUUCGCCGAUGUCAAGAACGAAACAUACGACCUCGUUGUCUCUCCAGGUGGCAUGCCAGGAACAAAGAAUCUUGCCGCAAACCAAGAUGUUGUCGAAUUCAUCAAGCGCCAUGAAAAGGCUGGCAAAUUAGUUGCUGCCAUCUGCGCUGCUCCAGGUUUCGUCCUUGCUCAGGCAUGCGGAAUCAUGAAAGGCAAGAAAGGCUGCGGAUACCCAGGCUGUGAUGGUCCAAUUGCCGAAACAGGUGGUGAGAUUACAACAGAUGCAGUUACACGUGAUGGAAACAUCAUCACAUCCCGCGGUCCAGGAACAUCCCAACAAUUCGGUCUUGCCCUCAUCGAAGCUCUCAUUUCUAAGGAGAAGGCAGCUGAAGUUGCCAAGGGAGCUCUUCUUGCCUAA
Messenger RNA from Trichomonas vaginalis G3, 564 nucleotides. RefSeq names its product guanine deglycation, methylglyoxal removal. Bases 1 to 564 code for a protein of 187 amino acids. Gene Ontology annotation, biological process: protein deglycation, glyoxal removal; guanine deglycation, glyoxal removal. The transcript has a single exon. Gene Ontology annotation, cellular component: nucleus; cytosol. NCBI's taxonomy places the organism in Eukaryota, Parabasalia, Trichomonadida, Trichomonadidae. The record is from RefSeq and is a predicted model, not a curated record. Gene Ontology annotation, molecular function: protein deglycase activity.